Molecule: messenger RNA, 2066 nt
Organism: Myripristis murdjan (pinecone soldierfish)
Lineage: Eukaryota; Metazoa; Chordata; Actinopteri; Holocentriformes; Holocentridae
Product: programmed cell death protein 10
Exons: 8
Coding region: 276-908 (210 amino acids)
Biological process (GO): positive regulation of MAP kinase activity; regulation of Golgi organization
Cellular component (GO): FAR/SIP/STRIPAK complex
Molecular function (GO): protein kinase binding
Source: RefSeq, a predicted model, not a curated record
UGCGGCCUGACGUAGAAACCGGAAGAUGUCGCUCGGGCCAGUCCUAAAAAACUUCCGCCUAAGUUGUAAAGAAAACAUAGCAGCUAAAAGGCAAUCGACGGCGUAGCCAGCCCGUUUAAGAAAUCAGACCAAAGGCUCUUGUAACUCUGGAGCUUGUGUGAUUUCCACAGUGUGUGUGAGUGUGAGUGGGUGAGUGUGUGUGUGUGGGUGGGUGCAUAUGAGUUGCAGCUUGCUUUUCUUGCACCUUUUGACCGAGAGCUGCUCCUCCCUGGAGGAUGACAAUGGAGGAGAUGAAGAAUGAAGCUGAGACGAGCUCCAUGGUAUCGAUGACGCUGUAUGCUGUGAUGUACCCAGUCUUCAAUGAGUUGGAGAGGAUCAACCUAUCAGCAGCUCAGACACUCAGAGCAGCCUUCAUCAAGGCGGAGAGGGAGAACCCUGGCUUGACACAGGACAUCAUCAUGAAGAUCCUGGAGAAGAAGAACGUCCAAAUCAACUUCACUGAAUCCCUACUGCGCAUGGCAGCCGAUGAUGUGGAAGAGUUUAUGAUUGACCGGCCUGAGCAGGAGUUUCAGGACCUCAACGAGAAGGCCAGAGCUCUGAAACACAUCCUCAGCAAAAUCCCUGAUGAGAUCAAUGACAGAGUACGCUUCCUACAGACUAUCAAAGACAUAGCAAGCGCCAUAAAGGAGCUCCUGGACACAGUCAACAACGUCAUUAAGAAAUAUCAAUAUCAGAAUCGCAGAGCCCUGGAACACCAGAAAAAGGAGUUUGUGAAAUACUCCAAAAGUUUCAGUGACACCCUCAAAACAUACUUCAAAGACGGAAAGGCGAUAAAUGUCUUCAUCAGCGCAAACCGGCUCAUCCACCAAACCAACCUCAUAUUGCAGACCUUCAAAACCGUGGCCUAGCCAUCCGAGACCACAGGGCCCCCCCUCACCCCCUACCCCCACUCCACCUCACCCCUUCCUUUAAAUCCCCCUUCAUCUUAUCAGGGGAGCAACUUCUAGAGUGGUGGAUAGUUGAGGAGCACCUGACCCAUAUAUGUAAAUUAGAAAGAGUUGAUUUUAGGGUUGGGGUCGAUUCCAUUUGAUUCUGAGUCAAGAUUCGAGAUUCCAAUUCAAGAGAUUGAAAAGUGCCAUUUGUUUGUUUGUUUGUUUUUUUUUUUUCAAUGAGGAUUUUUCCAGUCUUGAAAUGGAACUGAACUGGCCCAAAGUCUGGUUGAUUGAUUUUAUUUGGACAGUUUUAAUUUAUAACCCUGGUCUUGUUGGGAGUAGGUGAGGCGAGGUGUUUAUUAAAGACUAAUUGCCAUUUUUUUCUAAUAUAUUCAUGUUGAUCAUUUUACUUUUAGCUUUUCAAUCAUGGUUACACACACACACACACACACACACACACACACACAAGAGACUACAUUCAGUAAGGGAGCACCUCAGUUGUCUAUGUUGGUUUCCUGUUCACCCCUCCUUUUUUGGCUUCCUCUCCCACAGUCUGCAUGUGAAAUACAGACAAAAGCAACGAAAAUCAUCCCCGACCAGUAAAUACGCUUUGGUCUGCCAUUAACACAUGACUGAAGGCGUGGGAACACAGAUUAGGAAAGGAAACAAGGUUGGACAAUAGAGAAGCAGCUCCUCGUUUCUUUUCUCUUUAUCAGAAGACAGAAAGCCAAAAGACUUCCAGCACAGUGUGCGCCUUACCAAGUCCUGUAACAUUCCCUCCUCUCAGAGUGUAAGUGGAGCCAGUCCCUAAUGUUGGGGGAUGUAGAGAGAGAAACGACAGUCCUGUAUUUAACUAAUAUCUGGUUGCAAAUGUUCAAUAAAUAGUUUCCAAAUGAUGAUGUUUUUUUUAAAUGUGUCCGAGUCCACUGUGUGGGAGACCGGGAUGGGGAUCGACUUGGGUUGCCUGACAUUAAGGGAGGAGUUUUUUUUUUUUUUUUUUUUUUUAGGUUUUGAGCAGCUGAAGAUAUAUGAUGUAUGAUUUUUUUUCUUCUGUUUAAAUCAGUGAAGACGUCAAAUGACAGCAAGUGAAGGUUUUUAAUGCACACAAAAAUAAAAUUUAUCCACAGAAAUGUA